Halteromyces radiatus is the source of this 5662-nucleotide messenger RNA. RefSeq lists its product as uncharacterized. Gene Ontology annotation, cellular component: cytoplasm. Gene Ontology annotation, biological process: cyclic nucleotide biosynthetic process; intracellular signal transduction. The record is from RefSeq and is a predicted model, not a curated record. Lineage: Eukaryota; Fungi; Mucoromycota; Mucoromycetes; Mucorales; Cunninghamellaceae. The transcript is spliced from 16 exons. Gene Ontology annotation, molecular function: adenylate cyclase activity; protein binding. The coding region runs from base 125 to 5437 and encodes 1770 amino acids.
AAUAAUACCCAACAAACUAUACUAGAUUCCCCCUUUUUUUUGAUUAUUACUAUUAUAUAUAGUGGGUACAUAUCCAUCCACACCUAUUUCUUUCUUUUACUCAAAUUGUAGUCUGAUCUCAACCAUGUUGAACAUUACUCCUUACAUAGCGAGGUAUGUUCGAUCCUUACAUGCCUGUUAUGAUCAUAUACCUAUUCCGUAUAGCCAUACUCAAUUCGGGGUAGUCCUUAUGGUGGACGUUGUUGGUUUCAGUGCUUUGACUACUCUUGCUACCGAGAAAGGUGAAUCUGGAGCCGAAGCAAUAGCUCUAGAAAUUGGUGCCUACAUGGGUGAAUGUAUUGAAAUCAUAGAACAUUAUGGUGGUGAUGUGGUCAAGUUUUUGGGUGAUGCCGUUUUGGUUUGUUUUCAACCCGAUUUUGCCGACAAAUCAAUAGAUCAAACCGACAUUACCUCACGACACAAACAUGUCCUUGUACGACGAGCAAUGGAAUGUGGCAUGCAAUUACUGGCUAGACAAUCUCAUUAUCGAGUUUAUUUGACGGCUGAGGAACGUUCGAAACAUCGAUCAUCAACAACAGGAGAAAUCGAUAGGCGCACAAGGAAUAUCUUUGGUCAACGUUUUUUACUCUUUGACAGCGGCAGUGAUAGUGAUAAUCAACCUUCUUCAUCAUCAUCAUCUUCUUCGGCUGGUAGUCUUCCUUUGAAUAGUUUGCAGAGACCUGAUAUUUUUGAUUCUAAUCAAGAAUAUUCCAUGGCUUUUGAUAUUUGGGACUGUAUACCAUUUAUCAAGAAUCGUAGACGACGAAUGUAUGAUCGACGGACAAGUAUCUCUAGUGAUGGGUCUAGUAGUAUGAAUUCCAUUGAUUUAGAACUUCAUAUUGCUCUUUCUUGUGGUGAUAUCUCCAAUAUUAUUCUCGGUGAUAUGAAUGACAAUCCUUCCAACAAUGACGACAAUAAUACAUCACGAUCUCAACCGAUUUCUCAACAAGAUGAUGAAUUAUCGCCCAUCAGCAACAAUCGUAUAUCAUUGAAUUCAUUUCUAUCUGGCGAUGGAGAUGAAUCCAGCGAACAACCUCUACCUUAUAACGGAAGAUUAGAAUAUGCCAUCUGUGGACCAGCUGUAGAAGCCUUGGAAUCUGUUCUUUCUAUCGCCAAAGCUGGUGAAAUGUGUCUCACACCAAAUGCAUUUGAUCUGGUCAAACAUCAUAACAUUCCUUUCUCAUAUGAAAAACGAAAACGGUUUUAUAUCAUAAGAAGUACACCUAACAACAAUGCUGCCUCUCUUUAUGGAUCUACUUUACCAACAAGAACUAUUGGACGUCAUUAUCAACAACAACAAUUUUAUCAUAAUCCCAUUUACACUACUAUCAAGCCAUCCCCAUCUUUUGGACUCUCCCGUAACAACAACAUCUAUGACCGACCUCAUCUCAAACAACAAGCACAACAAUUGUCUAUCGAACCUCUUGUUCCUCGUACGCGUAAUCCUCCUAUUAUUAUUACUACUAAUGGUGGUGGUGGUGAUGAUGCAUCGAAUCCAACCUAUUUGAAAUAUAUCAAUCGCAGCGCUCUUCAUCGAUUACAACAAGGUGUCAAUGACAGCUUUCCUGCCCAAUUUCGUGAUGUGACCAUCAUGUUUGUCAGUUUAGGUAAACUCAACCCUGCCACUCCUGAUGGUUUACAAAAGGCUCAACAAGCUGCUGAUAUAUGUAUAAAAACACUUGUCAAAUACGAAGGUACUUUACAACAAUUUGCUGUGGAUGAUAAAGGGGCUACACUUUUAGGUGUGUUUGGAUUACCACCACUUUCACACGAACGAGAAGCAAUAUUUGCCGCCAAAGCCGCCAUUGAACUGCGUGACUCAUAUCUUCCCAUCUUGUCUGAUUUCUCCAUUGCGUUAUCCACAGGUACGAUCUUCAACUCCGUUUUACCUCAAGGCUGUCCUUACCGACGUGAUCCUGCGAUUGCUGGUGAUACCAUUAUUCUGGCAGUACGGAUGCUUAAAUUUUCAUUUGCUGUUCGAAAUAUUGUAUGUGAUUUUGCAACGAAACAACAGAUCGGCACUCUCUGCGACUACGAAGAUUAUGGAGAAAAUAUGGUCAAAGGUAAAAUCAAACCUAUUAUGAUCUAUGGGAUUCGUAAAUUUGGCGUUGGAAAAACAAAACGUAUCUCUCAGCAAGGCAUUGACAAAGCAAAUAGUAACAACAGCAACUAUAAUAACAGCAAUAACAAUAGUAACUCGGAUUUUAUUGGCUACAAGUUGGAAAUGGAAAGAGCCACUCGGUUCUUGGAUGAUUGGAGCGAAGGUCAUAAUCAUCAUCUUUUGAUUAUCUCGGGACCAUCUGGUGUAGGCAAGAGCUUCUUUUGUCAUGCAUUGAUUAAGACAAUGUCAUCUUACAAUUUUACUUGCUGUUGGUCCUCUUCUACUGAAGUUGAACGAAGUUCCAAGUACUAUUUGGUCAAGCAUCUACUACUCUCUUUGUUUGAUAUUAUUGACUCGGAUAAAGUGCCUCAAAAUACAAGAAAGCGAUCAUCACCUCUCAAUCAUUCUGGAACUCAUACUGCUAAUGGAUCUACAAGUUCUCCUCAGGUGGAUUCAUCACCUGCGUCAUCGAUUUCCUCCAUUCCCUGUCCUACCAAUAGCUCGACUAAUAACAAAGAUCGACUUCAUCGAUUAACAACAUAUUCAUCCAUGACACGAUCAUCCUAUGGAGCCUUCAGCACGCAAAGUCCGGACGCAGCUAACGAAAUUCUGGAACUUAUCCUUCGAUGUCUUCGAAAAUGUGGGGAAGAUGAUGGAUUUUUACCUUUAUUCAAAGUAAUUUUUGGUUCUUUGGAUGAAAUGGAAGAAAACAGAUAUACUCGUCGUUUGGAUAGUCGUGGACGUGAUAUUUUAUUGACAGGUGUGAUUACUCGUAUGGUGAAAUAUGUCUCUGAAAUCAUUCCUAUUGUUCUUAUAUGUGAUGAUGUUCAAUGGGCUGAUUCUGCAUCUAUUCGAAUUUUACAAUAUAUUCAUGAACAUUGUCAGCAUGCUUUACUUAUACUUGCUACUCGACCUAUCAAGGAUUAUAAUGUUACUUUUAUCAACAACUUUUGUCAAACAGGCGCUUCUGAAGAAAUUACCUUGAAUGGAUUGGAUUCAGAUGAUAUUGUCGACAUUAUUUUGCAAAUGCUCAAGGCAGGUGUGACCAGAGUGAGUCCGGAAAUUGUGCGUGUGAUUCAGAAACGUACAGGUGGAAAUCCUCUCUAUGUCAAGAACAUGGCCAUCGUUCUCAAGGAUUUUAAUCAUGUCACAGUACUAGAAGGUGAAUUGGUACCAAGUAGUAAUCGAUUCGACCCCAAGGAUUUAUUACAAAAUUUAGACUAUAAGCGUAUUAUCAAAAUGCAAUUUGACAGAUUGGAUCCAAACUUCCAAGAAUUUCUUACGAUUGCCAGUUGUUUGGAUCAAUACUUUACAAUAUACGAAGUGGAAGCUAUGAUCAAAGGAAGCAACGUCAUAUUUCAAGAGAAUGAUCCUCACACUAUCAGGGAAACCAUUGAAAAAUACGAUUCGUAUCACUUUUUACACCAAGUCGCUGACAUAAGUACAAAUACCACCAGUAGCAACAACUCUAGUACCAACAGCAGCAACAAGAAUGGAAUCACCAACGUCAAUAAUAUGAACAACAUGAAUAAUCCUAUGGUCAACACUGAUGAAAUGUACGCCUUUGCUCAUAUUACCAUUCCCAAAAGUAUCUAUGAUAUGGUUUCUUAUGAAACGCGCAUUACACUUCACCGAUUACUUGCAAAAUAUUACGAAGGACAACUGACCAAGGAAAAUUACCCUGAACUAUUAGGCAAAGUGGCACGACAUUAUCUACAAACGGACAAUCUCGAAAAACAAUUGUACUAUUUGGAAGCUUUGGCUGAUCUUAAUAUCCGGUCUUAUUUGUUACCUGAAGCAACAAGCAAUUUGGAAAGCAUGGUCAAGAUCUUGAAUGAAAAUCCUAAUAUCGCCUAUCGAUUUGGAAGGAUCCAUCAAAGUGAUAUUUAUCGUCGACUGGGUGUAUGUUUUACUAUGCGAACACAACUGAGUAUGGGUGAACGAUAUCUAUUGAUGGCUUUAGAAUGUCUUGGAGAAAGUUGGCCACAAACUGAACCGGAAUUCUUGUAUAAAUUUUGGAAGCAACGUUUUGCACAGUAUCAAAAUCGACGAUGGCGUCUGGUGUGGAAAUCAAAUAGCUACAACAAGAAACAAACUGGUCAUCGAGUGGUGGAAAUCAUGGCUCAACUAUCCAACAUUUACUUUUAUACUGGGAAAGGAAGAGCUUUUGUCUAUACUUGUUUGGUUGGUUUGAAUGCAUGCGAACGUCUGGGUGAAGUAGGACCGAAUUACACUCUGUUUUUGGCACGUACAUCGCUCUUGUGCUGGCUCAACGAUCAAAAACAACAUAGUAUUUUCUACAUCACCAAGGCUUUACGACAUAUGGACGAAAAGAACGAUGCUGGUACACUGACGAUAUGUGCUCUUUUAUGUUUUGCAGCUGGGAAAUUCAGAAAUGCCAAGGAAUUAUUGUAUCAAUCGAUUGAUGCGGUGAAAACUCUGGGUGUAGUAACGGAUUGUCAAGCUUUCUAUCGUUCUGUGGGACUAGUCAUUACAAUGAUGAUAUUUGAAGGAACAUUGGACCAAUCACCAGAUGGAUUAGCACUUCUCAAGCAAAUGGCGGAUACGGCACAUAGCAAUGGCGAUUAUGAGGCCGAAAUUUGGUUAGGCGUUUAUCAUGUUGGCAAUGCUAUUGUUACGGAUCGAUUAAGAGAUUGUGAACCUUUUGUGGUCCUAUUGGAACAUCAUCUCAAGCAAGCAGCUGAUUAUAAUAGGAUUGCUAUCCAUGGUACAUUGUUAUGUUACUAUGCAAGAUGUCAAAAUUAUGAAUUAGCAAGACGUCAUACUCGACAUUUGGUUUCCAUUCUACCAUCUCUUACUGUCACACCAAAUAUCUUUCCUAUCUUUGGACUUAUUUUUGCCACGAUGGGAUUAUAUUGUAUGGUAGAGGACGAACAAGUAGAAUUAGUGACAACAGAAGAUACAAAGAAUUAUGAACGAUUCAUUUUAGGCAUUGCACGACUCAAUCAUGCUUUCCAACAAGUCAAAUUUUGGGAAUUUACUCAACCUUGUCUUUAUCUUGCUCGGGCUUUACCUUAUAUCAGUACAGGACGAACAGUAGAAGGAUAUAUGGUCCUUCGUCAUGGUAUCUAUGAAAUGCACUUUAUUCAAGAAAUCCGAUUCCUCAAGGCAUAUUAUUGGGCAAAUAUGGGCAAGUAUGCAUUUACACCAAGAGAUCGUAUUGACUGGACAGAACGAGCAAAAACUGAUCUUGAUGCUCUUAGUAUUCCUUCCAAUGUGUAUAUCAAUCCUGAUCCUGCCAAAUUUUACUCUCAAGGCACCCCUUCUUCUGAAUAAUGUACCUCACUUAAUAAUAUUUUUUCUCAUAUUUUUUCUUAUUAGUUUAUAUCAUGCAUUACUUUACUAUUUUUUUUUUAAUCUUUAUUCAUCAUCCUCUCUAUUAUUCACUUUAUCAUUUUUUUUUUUGUUAUAUUGAUCAUUACUAUUAUUUAUUAUUAUUAUUAUUAUUAUUUCCAUCCUAUUUAACUGGUUUAAAUGAUGGUUUGUUUAGUUUCUUUAAUA